Talaromyces rugulosus is the source of this 2172-nucleotide messenger RNA. RefSeq lists its product as uncharacterized. The transcript has a single exon. Lineage: Eukaryota; Fungi; Ascomycota; Eurotiomycetes; Eurotiales; Trichocomaceae. The coding region runs from base 1 to 2172 and encodes 723 amino acids. The record is from RefSeq and is a predicted model, not a curated record. Gene Ontology annotation, biological process: SCF-dependent proteasomal ubiquitin-dependent protein catabolic process. Gene Ontology annotation, molecular function: protein binding. Gene Ontology annotation, cellular component: SCF ubiquitin ligase complex.
AUGGCCGCCGUCGGAUCAGAUGAGAUUUUGCCCUCCUCGGGCAUGGCAUCCCCGACUUCGAUCUCGGGCCAGGUUCCAUUGGAUCAAGCCCCCAGGCUAAAGGGACGCCAUAGGCUGUUGCAGAAUUUACAGCGCAUCUCUUCCAGCCCGUCGCUAACAAGACGGGCCCGGUCUCACUCGGCCGGCUAUCAAAGAGACGGCAAGGCGUCUCUGUCCUGUGUCUCCCUCUCGCCCGCUCAGUGCUGGGCAGAUCCCAGUGCCUCGUCACCCUCACAGAUUUAUGGUGCCCUGGGUACCAACUCGCCUCCAUCGACCGCCGCUCCGUCCCCCGGCAGCGUUCGUAUUCGCACCAUUGAAGCUCUCCAGAAUGGACCGCAGACGAGUGUCCCAUUGCCGGCGGAUGUGCGCUCUGCCUCUAGGAGUAUGCUGCGACAAUCUUCCGAGUCCGGGUUGGAGGAGAUAGAUCAGACAACUGCGACAGACGCCCAGCAAGUGACCCAAGAGGUCAAGAGCUCCAUUAACUUCUGGCAAGACAUGCCUUAUGAGAUCCAGAUGUCUGUCUUGAGCUACCUGACGCCAACGGAGAUUGUCAGAUGCUCUUUAGUGUCCAAAGCUUGGCACCAGAAAUGUUUUGAUGGCCAGUUGUGGUCUCGGAUUGAUACCGCAGAAUAUUACACCAAGAUCUCAAGCGAUGCCCUUCUCAAGCUCAUCACGUCGGCCGGUCCUUUUAUCAGAGAUCUCAAUCUUCGGGGUUGUGUACAGCUCAGAGAAAAAUGGCUGUCAGACGGCGAGAAGAUUUCCGAUGCCUGCCGCAAUGUGGUGAACUUUUCUUUGGAGGGCUGUCGCAUCGACAAGACUGCCAUUCAUUAUUUCCUCCUUCGAAACCCUCGCCUAGAGUACGUCAACAUGUCGGGAUUGUCUAGCGUGACCAAUUCCGCCAUGAAAAUUAUCGCUCAAUCGUGUCCGCGGUUGGACACGUUGAACGUAUCCUGGUGUUCUCAUGUUGAUACUAAAGGUUUGAAACGAGUGAUUGAAUCUUGCCCAAGGCUCAGGGACUUGCAAGCCGGUGAAAUUUCAGGAUUCGACAAUGAGGAUUUUAUGCAAUUGCUUUUCGAGAGGAACUCCCUCGAAAGACUUGUGAUACAUCGAACAGACGUUACCGAUGAAAGUUUGAAAGUGCUGAUACAUGGCAAAGAGCCCGAGAUUGACCUAUUGACCGACCAGCCCAUUGUCCCUCCACGGAUCCUCAAGCAUCUAGAUCUCCACAACUGUGCCAAUCUUACCGACGACGGCAUUCGGUGUCUCGUCCGCAAUGUGCCGUUGUUGGAAGGUCUUCAGCUUUCACAGUGUACGGAAUUAACCGAUGACUCCAUCAUGGAGGUCGUCCAAACCACACCAAAAUUGACACAUGUUGAGCUCGAGGAUCUUGACAAAAUAACAAACGCCCUCUUGAUUGAACUGGCAAAAUCACCCUGUGCGGAGCGUCUGGAACAUCUCAGUGUCAGCUUCUGUGAAGCCCUGGGUGAUUAUGGCAUGCUUGCCAUAUUGAAGAGCUGCCCCCGUUUGAGAUAUGUUGAGAUGGACAACACCCGGAUUUCUGAUUUGUCUCUCAUUGAAGCCAGCUACCGGGUCCGCAGGCGUGGGUACGGGACUGAUCUUCCCCAGGUCGGACUGCAUAUAGUGGCAUUCGACUGCAUCAAUGUGACCUGGGCUGGUGUUCGCGAAGUGCUAUCCAGCAACUCCUACCUGCCUCGCGCAUUGAAAAGUUCCUCCACAGUAGUGACGGUCAGAGAGUCAGGCGAGGGGAGUGAUGAAACCCCAACACCAAGCAGUUCUCAGUCCCCACUCUCUCCCAUAAUGCCGGUUUUGAAAUACCCCAAGGAAAUCAUCCACCUCAAAUGCUUUUAUGGAUGGCAAAUGACCGUUGACGAGCACAACAAACGCGUGCUUCGCGGAUCUCUUACAUCGGCAAACAACCUCGCCCGAAAGUGGGCGGACUACAUGAUGGCGGCAGAGGAGGCCGGUACUGGCGGAGCUGGAGCCAGACGACGCAGGCGUCGUGCCCGUGAUGCAGAGAGGAUUUACAACAUCGAUGAUGACGACGAUGACAGCCUGGGGCCAUUCGUUGGUCGAAGGCGUCGCGCUCGAAGUGGUGGUUGCACGGUGAUGUGA